Sabethes cyaneus is the source of this 6878-nucleotide messenger RNA. RefSeq names its product nuclear receptor coactivator 7 (gene mtd). The transcript has 17 exons. The coding region runs from base 854 to 4843 and encodes 1329 amino acids. Gene Ontology annotation, biological process: response to oxidative stress. Gene Ontology annotation, cellular component: nucleus. The record is from RefSeq and is a predicted model, not a curated record. NCBI's taxonomy places the organism in Eukaryota, Metazoa, Arthropoda, Insecta, Diptera, Culicidae.
CUUUAUCGAUCGCUUGGUCUUGUGCGCGUGUCUUGUGUGUUAAGUACGGAGUGUGUUUUUUUGCUACCCGAGGGUUACUUUUUGUUGUUCCGGAUAGUUUUAUACGGUGUUGUCUACGGAUUACCGAAGCUAUUCGUGGUAAAGUUUACUGCCCCUGCGGGUUCCCUCGCGAGCUUUUUCGCAUGGUCUAUUGAAAGUGUGCGUUAGCGGAUUGCUUGGCAAAAUUUCGCUAAAUUUGCGGUGGUUGCGAAAAAAAGUGAAACCCAAACACCUUCGAGAUGGCGAUUGCGACCUUUCUGAUCGGUUUGCCUUCUGAUUGAUAGAUCGGUUGGUGCUGUCGGUGUAAUACAUGAGAGGUUCCGAAUAUACCCUUCAAUAGCUGUGUCUGUGCCUUUGCCUUUUCGCCCGAUCAGAGUGCGCCAGAGCAAUGUGAUUUGUCAGAAGAAAGUGAGCUUUUGAUAUUCGCGACGAAAGAGAAAUAACCCGCAGUAGCUUGUGUGUACCAACUGGCAAAUCUUGGCCGCCUGCCUUACCAGGGUGCUGAUGAAACAAGUGAAAUGUGCAAUUGAAACUAGUUUUACUUCCAACGGUGGUGUUGUUGUUUGUGUAGUGCAUUUUUUUUGCUUUUUGAAACAAAGUACGCCUUAUGACGCCAUUGUACCACGCUCUUAGAUAAAUAGACGUACGAGUUUUGCAUUGUGCCAUAUUGAACGAGUGAUAUCUAGAAGAAUAAAGAAGAAAACUUUGUAACUAAAAUAGUUCGACCGACGACCAUUUGUAAGAGGAUUUACUGACAUCGAGAUCAACCAGCUGUAACGAUUAAAAACAUCGCCGAAAUACGUCAUCACGAACCAUGACCAGUAUACUUUCGACGCCGGGCAAGUACCGCUCCCGGAAGGACCUCAGCACCGGUUCGAUCCCCACGCUAGUCUCGCUGGAGGAAGAAUCUAGUCUCAGCAAUGGAACACAGUCCGAUUUCCACCAUCACAUACAUCUGUCCUCCAAUGGAUCCAGCGCCGGAGGUUCGCACGGUCUGGCUGAUCGUCGAAUCGAAUCCAUUGCUAAUACGUUGAACAUCAAAAAUGGCCUUAACGGCAAGUCCCCACGACGCAGUUCUUUAGCAAUUGGACUGCUUGGUGGUCACAAAAGCGGCAAUACCAACAAUGCCAGCAGUAGUAGCGACAAAAGCAAUAAACGCCGCAGCUCAAUCGCUGUAGCCUUCUUGGGAGGCGGUCGCCGGGACUCAAAGUCGCACAGCCACCACUAUCCCAUAGCUACGAUUCCGGAAAAGUACCACAAAAACACCGAAUCCGACAUCGAGAAUGACUCCCCGAAUCACUACUACACCGUACAUGCGGGCAGUUUCGGUUCGACACUGACGGCGGAUUUUAACGGUUCCGGUAUGGGUAUGGGUGAGCUAAGCGUCAGCAACGGCAAUCUUAGCGUGCCCGGUUACGACAAGAAACGACGCCGUUCGUCCUCGUGGCAAACGAAGCUGGAGCGCCGCCGGCGCAAGGGUAUGGCCUCUGCGCUGGACGGUGCCGAUCCCGCAGGAGCGGCAGCGCUCGAAGGUUUCGGGUCCGCCAACGGGCUGGACGUGUACGGCAGCAAGUAUGGCCGCGAGAAGCGCCACUCGUGGUGGAACAUUUUCGUCCCGGAGAAUCUUAAGCAGAGGACCCGCAGAGCUAGUCAAGAUGUGAUACUGUCCAAAAGUUCAGACAGUCUCAGCCCGCCCUUCAGAAGGAGCAAAUCACGGAGCGUCGAUCAUGGGCUGGCAGCUCCCUUCGAUCUGGACUCGUUGCGGUCCAAGGUGGAAGGCCGAUUCGAGAGCAUCGACCGACUUUCGAAAGAUGGCGAAAAGAAACGUUCGAUGCUCACGAUACCGACGGUUUCCUACACGGUUAAGGAUCGAGACACGCUGACCUCGGUGGCAGCCCGCUUCGAUACGACACCGUCGGAACUGACACAGCUGAACCGGUUGGCCAGUUCGUUCAUUUACCCCGGUCAGCAGCUGCUCGUGCCGGAUAAGACCGCCAAACCGGCCCCGGCAGCGGCGGGAACGGACGGAGAUUCCGAUGCGAGUACCGAACGUUCGUCACACAGUCCCACCGAAGGUCGCCGCAAGGGCUCGCAGGAGGAUUUGUCGCAGGAUGAAAAAGAUUUGUUGGAAGGACUUCGCCCGGGAUCGCCCAAGCCUGGCCACAUUGAGCGAGUAGCUUCACCGAAUACUCAGAGCGGUGGAGGUGGUGGCGGCGAAACGGCCGCAGGUUUCAACGAUGAAGAUCCGGUUACGAUUCAGCGCUUUCUCAAAAUCAACGUGCGUCAUAUUACCGAUGGCCAAGGUGUGGUCGGUGGAGUGCUGCUCGUAACUCCAAAUGCGGUCAUGUUCGAUCCGAACGUGUCCGAUCCUCUAGUCAUCGAGCACGGCCCGGAAAGCUACGGAGUGAUUGCUCCGAUGGAGUACAUUGUCAAUGCCGCCAUCUUUAACGAUAUUGCCCAUAUGCGUGUGCAGGGAGCUACCGGAGGCAACGAAACAGCCGAAAAGGCAGAGAUUUACUAUCCGGCACCGGAGAAGUCUUGCUCCCGCUGCGAUACCCAUUCACCAGGUAAGGAUUCAUUACUGGUAAAAGACGAAACAUUCCCGGAGCUCGGUGUCGGAUCCGUCGAAGGUUGUGACGAUCAGGAGAGCAUCUGUUCUAGCAACGAACGUGAGGGCGAUGCCUUCCCGAAAGCUUUCGAGCGAGAUCUAGUCACACCGAACAAUCUACAGCGCUUGCAUGGUGACUCGACUGAAAGUGGCGGUAGCUCGGAGAAACCACCAUCAGCUGAGCCACCGUUUUUGGGCUACGAUCGGGACUCUCAAUCGCACACGCCAAACUCAUUAGAUAACAGUCACAGCGGCCAAGAGCCAGUAGUCAGCAAGGAACGGACGGCAGCCGCCGAGGAUAAGACUGACCACAGCAAGCCCAGUCGUAAUGCGCUGGAGGACCCAACACUUCGCUCUUUGGAGGAGCGGAGACGUAGUCUACUUGAUCAGCACUGGGCCAUUCCCAGCAAGGAUAGAUCGCUGGACGAUGAGGAAGCCACAAGCACUGGCAGCGGAACGACUGCCGCUUCCGGCGGAGCCGCCAGUGGUCCGAUGAUCGCUGGUGGUGUCGGCAGUGUGGAAGACGAUGCCGGACAGCUGGUGAAACAGUCCUGUCAUGAUUCGGGAAUUGACAUUCGAGAUCCUAAUUCACUGCCAACGGGAGUGGCCGGUGCUACGGCUGCAGCUGCCGUUGUCGACGUUCCCGUAGUGGCACCGAUACCGACGAAAAAAGUUUACAGCGACGCUGACAUUGUACUCAGUGCCGACUGGGUACCACCGCUGACCAUUGCUCCGUCACAUACGCUGGAAAGCUCGCCAAGAAGCUCAUCAGCCUCCUCACAGCAAAGCUCCUUGUCAGCGGCGCAAGCCGAUGGCGCCGGGCGAAAGAAAACCUCCAGCGUAAGCUUCAGCGUUGAAGAGCAUGACCCUCAGGGCGGUUCACAAUUGGAUAAAAGCGGUGAAACCAAGAAAAAUAAGAUGCUGAAACGGUUGUCCUACCCAUUGGCAUGGGUGGAAGGAUUGACUGGAGAAGGACCUGCUCCUAGUCACAAAUCAGAUUCUAUUGAUUCUGCUCCCAACACAGGAGACUCAAAUCAAAGCGUGUUUUCUAAAGUAUUUUCAAGGCGUUCCUCGAUAGGCACUUUCAUCCGGCCCCAACCAACGGCAGAUGGUGCUCCGGUUACCAAGCAGAAGCAACCGCCACCGAAACUGGACUACCGCUCUAUGGUGUCGAUUGACGAUAUGCCAACACUAUUUGUUAGCUUCGACAUGCGAGCGCCACUGUUUCCACAACUCGAAAAACUUGAACUUAUACCCCGACCGGCCCGUGCCUGUCCCGAUCCACCGAUGUACCUGCGAUUGCGUAUGGGCCGUAAGGAGGGCAAAAACACUCCGCUGCCGACCACGGUUAUGUCCUACGGCAAGAACAAGCUGCGACCCGAGUAUUGGUUCAGUAUUCCCAAGAACAAAGUUGACGAACUAUAUCGAUUCUUGACGGCUUGGGUUCAACAUCUGUAUGGGGAGUUGGAUGAGAAAGCUAUCAAGGAACGCGGUUACGAGCUGAUCCAAAUGGAUACCGAGUGGUCUACUAAGGGUGGAAGCCCAACCAAGGAUGGACGUUCCGCUAGUGAAGGAGAAAUUACCGAGUAUACUCGCGAAUCCUGGGAGGUUCUGUCUAUGAGCACAGAUGACUACCGGAAGGCGACACUGUUUGCGACCAGUUCCUUCGAUCAGGAAUUCCAGAUCCCGGAACUGAUCGGCCAGACGGAGAUCCUCAGUGAAGAGCACCGAGAAAAACUGUGCGCCCACCUGCCGGCCCGCGCCGAGGGUUACUCGUGGUCGCUAGUGUUCAGCACUUCGCUGCACGGCUUCUCGCUAAAUUCGCUGUACAGGAAGAUGCACAAGCUGGAGAGCCCCAUCCUGAUAGUCAUAGAGGAUACGGAACACAAUGUAUUUGGAGCCCUCACGUCCUGCUCGCUGCAUGUGUCGGACCACUUCUACGGAACGGGCGAAUCGCUGUUGUACAAAUUCAAUCCCCACUUUAAGGUGUUCCACUGGAGCGGGGAGAACCUAUACUUCAUCAAGGGCAACCCGGAAAGUUUGGCGAUCGGUGCCGGAGAUGGCAAGUUCGGUCUCUGGCUGGACGGUGAUCUGAACCAGGGCCGAUCGCAGCACUGCAGCACCUACUCGAACGAACCGCUGGCCCCGCAGGAGGACUUUGUUAUCAAGACGCUCGAAUGUUGGGCAUUCGUCUAAGUACGUAGCAGCAGGUAAACAAGUGCGACCCCGGACCCCGGAGUGCGGUUACGUGAUCCGGGUCGGUCGGUCAGCCGGUGAUCGGGUGUUCGAGUCCGGUGUGUGUGUGUGUGUGUGCGCGCGCGCGCGUGUUGACUCCGUUUCAGUGCUUUACGCUGUGCGCUGUGCAGGUGUGGGUGCGAAAUAGUGUUUAUUUUAUUAGUGCGAUCGAAGAAAACGGAUUGCGCGAGAUAAGAAAAAGGGCUGAGAUAGAGUUUAGAGUUUAGGAUUAAGAAAUCUAUGUAUAUCGGAGUUCAGAGGCAAAGAAAAAAAAAACAAAUUUUAGAGAUGAUACUUUUAAAAUUACUAUGAUAUAGAUGCUAGUGCAGAAUAUUGUGAAAGAAAAUAAACCAUUUACAAAAGAGAAUUUAUUAGUGCAACAUAACCUUUACAUGUUUGGACAGAGCAGUGGAUUUGUCGACAGAAAGAAGAUUUAUAACGAAUAGGAAAUGUCGCCAGCUGAAAUGGCACGUUGUUAAGAGGAUUUAUAUUUAUAUAAACGCAAAGUAACACGUUGGAAAGGGGCAGUUGCCCGGUCCGUAGUAUAAAUGCUUGUAGUGAAAAUUCGAGCAUCUCCCGAGUGAAGAGAACUGGUGUCAGCAAUGAGCUCGUACCAUACCCUCAUAUACAUAAUUAUACCGUUUGAGGUCUCUCCCCUAAGACCAUUUAGUAAACGAGCAGCAGAAGUUAUGACCAGAGAGGCUUCAGGCUGUCCUCAAAAGCAAAAUCCAACUCUCGUACACGCGUAUGCUUAAUAACCUCUCUAUACAUUAGCGCAGAAACUAAACAAAAAAGUAAUCAACGGUUAAAUCACUGAAAAUAAACAACUACACAACAGCGGCAAGCUGCAGCUACGUAAUCACCCACUAAAGAUAAAUUAUAUGAUAUAACAUAUUAAACGAAAACAAAAAUGUUGCUAACAGAAAAAAAAAAACAAAUUAAACCAAACCGUGUUUAGAAGUAUUGUAAUGUUCGAAAUUAGAGACUGCUUCCGAUUUGUUUCAGAACUGUUGUGACAAAAUGUAGAAAAUAAGCAGAGUCAUAGCAAAACAAUACAAAACAAAACAAAAACAAAAACAACAACACACCAAUACAUCAGCAAUCGUUUCCCCGUGCUGGGUCAAAUUAAUUGUCCAUCGGUUUUGCAUCAGUUUCGUGCGUCGAGUGCCACACAGUAUCAGCCAUUUUGUUACGCUUCAAAAUCAUUGACAAUAACAGUUCUAAAUCCGAACCUAGCAAAAAAGAAAACGGUAGCCACAGACAAAAUAAUAUACAGAACAAACACAUACACAGUUGAAAUCCAAAAAAAAAAAAGAAAAACUUAACGUAAACGAAACUCUCGCCAGUGCAUGUCAAUUUAUGUGUAUGAAUUGAAAUAAAGAAAAAAAAACUCACCUCUUUGCAGAACAACAGCAACCGGCUAGCUAACUAACGGUUGAAAAUUGUCUCGUUACAUUUCAACACGAUUCGUAAUAUUUUUUUGAUAUUGUUUUCGUUGUUAUCAACUUUACCGUUCUUAUUAGUAGUGUGUAUAUGGCGACUAUCCAACGCAAAGAUAUCUAUAUGAAAUUAGGUUACGUACGACAAAUGACAGGGGCUUGAGGUGCGAUACAUCUUGGCCGUCGCGUGGUUUCGUGAGCGUUUACCCGCUCAACAUAAUAUUUCUUUCGUUUAUAUUUUUUAAACCUUAGGUAUUGUUUUAAUUUAUUUUAAUUUCCAUAGAAUCCUUAGUUGUAUAUGUGCUUUCUUAUUUAUGUCGAUGUUAUAACCAAGUGAGUGCAACGGAUCAGAUUAGGCACGGGUGGUGUUUCGUUUGCUUCCGGAUCCGGAGCAUGCGGGUAUCACAGGCUCGUGUGCCGCCCUUAAAACGUUAGGAGAUAGCGCAGAAUAUGCUGUUGUAAUUGACACGUUUUACAUGUGAACUGUAGUAGUGUAAUAAACGAUAUACAAAACGAUAAUUGCAUCAAAGAAGUUACACUUUUACAGCUGUUUGAUU